Bufo bufo (common toad) is the source of this 1295-nucleotide messenger RNA. RefSeq lists its product as uncharacterized. The transcript is spliced from 2 exons. The record is from RefSeq and is a predicted model, not a curated record. Lineage: Eukaryota; Metazoa; Chordata; Amphibia; Anura; Bufonidae. The coding region runs from base 19 to 1155 and encodes 378 amino acids.
GCAGCAUCGUCAGGAGUGAUGUCUUCAGUUUCUCUGCAGACGAAUUUAAGAAUAAUAGGAACUCCUGAAAGAAUCAGAGGCUACUAUCAAAGAGGAGAGUUCUUUACCAUUAAAAUGGUUCAUACAUGUUUACUAUCUUUAGAGAAUAUAAAAACUGCAGGGAAAACCAUGAAGAGCAAUAUUGAGAGUGUGAUAUCUGAUGAGUUUCUACAUGUUCCUCUGGAAUUCCCUGUCUAUGCUCUUCAGCAUGUCACCUCUCAGGCAGGUGCAAGACAAAUUCUGGACUCUCAAUCGUUCAAGGGAAGGGAACAUGAAAGACCUGAAUUUAAUGGCCUUUUCUUCUGGAGUGCAGAUAUCUCUUCAGAUGACAUUCAGAAGGCUCAUCACCAGGCUUAUGAGACAAUGAGGAGCAUGGUGAAUGCAGAAGACAUUGAGACUUUCCAUGAAGAGAUGAUGGAACAAUUUGCUAACUCUCCAGCAUUUGAUAAAUCGGCUUCUCGUUAUGGGAACUUUAAAUUCUCUUUCCCUCUGUCUGUUCUGUUAUCUCGAUACAAGACACAGCACUGUAAGGGUAGAGAACCCCAGCUCAGGAUACUGGGCACUGAUAUCUACAAGCAGGAGAUUGCCCAUUACAUCCUAGUGCACAGUCCUAACAUUGAUACUGAGAACUUCAAUGAGCUUCCGUUGGUACUGAACAAGCCAAAUAGAUCCCAUAAUCCAUAUGUUGUCUCUUGGAUGGAUGAGACCUUGUACUGGAGACCGGAAUCCACCUCCAGUUCCUUACUUUUAAGUAUAUCUGGGAAUUCCUGCUCGGAUAGAAGCUGUGACCUGCAGGAAGAAUCCAGACCCUUUCGUAAAGAGCGUCCUUAUGUGCCUAGAUGUGUGUGGAACCACCUGGUGUUGGCUUUCUACCUCCCAAAUAAUAGAGAACUCAAGAUCCCACACCACUAUCUACUAAGGAACCUGACACCUUGUCACGCACUGCAGCCCUUCUUGAAAGAGCAUCCAAUUCAGAAAUACCAAGCAAGAGAAGUAAUUAGAAAAUAUAAGAAGAAGAUGAAGAGGUCAUCUCUGGAUUGUAGGACACAAGUUUCACCAAAAAGAAAAACAUAUGAAAAAAAAUCUCAGAAAAUGAAGCAAAACCAUAGAAGAUGACGCAGCAGCAGGACGCGGCCUCUUAGCCUCUGGCAGCAGAUAUGCCGUCACAUGGCGUCCUCACUGAUCACUGGAUUUAUAAAUGAUUGUUUGUAACUUUCUGGAUUUCUUAUAUCCUGUUAACUCUUCCUUUUCUAUGU